AUGGAUUUUGUCCAAGGCCAUGAUCCCUCCAAACUUGUCUUAUCCGGAGCGAUGAUUAUUUGCUCCUUGCCCGCGAGGUUUUCCUUUUUCCUCUCUGGAUUCACAGCUCCAGCCUACAAUCUUCAGAUCUUCCUAUUUGGUAUAUACGCACAAGAAAAUGCUGGCUCGGCCUUUUUGUCUUUGCAAGCCGUAUGUAUUCCCAUCUUCCUUACUCUUGGACUUGCGGCUCGCCAAAAAGGUGCACAGUUUGCUGGAUUAGGAAUUCGAGGGAACGAUAUUAAC
Lentinula edodes (shiitake mushroom) is the source of this 282-nucleotide messenger RNA. RefSeq lists its product as uncharacterized. The annotation marks the transcript as partial. Lineage: Eukaryota; Fungi; Basidiomycota; Agaricomycetes; Agaricales; Omphalotaceae. The record is from RefSeq and is a predicted model, not a curated record. The transcript is spliced from 3 exons.